Molecule: messenger RNA, 996 nt
Organism: Pollicipes pollicipes
Lineage: Eukaryota; Metazoa; Arthropoda; Thecostraca; Pollicipedomorpha; Pollicipedidae
Gene: Pmi
Product: Transmembrane protein Pmi
Exons: 8
Coding region: 106-996 (296 amino acids)
Biological process (GO): inner mitochondrial membrane organization
Cellular component (GO): mitochondrial inner membrane
Source: RefSeq, a predicted model, not a curated record
AAAUCUGUUGGGGGAUGGCCGAUAUUGUGUGAGAUUUUGUGCAGAAAGAAGCAAUCUACCUAAACAGCCUGGUGUCUACACUGUGCCCUCACUAUUAGCACUGCUAUGGCUGAAUAUGCCUUGAAUAUUGGGGACGGGCCGCGUCCCGAGGACGUGGCCAUCAUCCGCGAGCUGUACCAGGGCAGCCAGGACCUGGAGCGCUUCGAGGUGGAGCUGGAGCGCGCGCUCGACGCCGGCUGUCGCACCAUCGUCAUCGAGCCCAGCCGGCUGGGCGAUGAGACGGCCAGAUGGAUCAGCGUCGGCAACUGCCUACACAAGACGGCCGUCCUCUCCGGCCUAGGCGCGGUUCUUUCCGGCGUGAUCUGGACUGAGCGGCCGGCGGUGGGCGUGCCGUGCGCCGGCCUCUCGCUGGUGUGCACCGCCCUCUACACCAUCAGCUGGCAGUUCGACCCCUGCUGCAAGUACCAGGUGGAGCGCGACGCCGCCCGGCUGCUCAAGCUGCCGCUGCACUCGCUCAGCUCCGGCUCGCCGGUGGUGCUGGUGCGCCGCGACGACGGCCGCCGCAAGCUGCUGCACUGCGCCGUGACGGCGCUGGCCGUCGCCUGCUGCGCCUGGGAGGGCCUGGCCAUCGACCUGUACCGCCAGCUGGCCAACGGCUCGCUCUCGGUCACCGAGUUCUACAACCGGACCACGCUGGAGAUACUGCCCGGCGGGCUGGAUCAGCCGCAUAUAGCCAACGGCCACGGCGGCAUCAGCGACGUACUCCUGCCGAGGCCGUUGGGCGUCUGGCGACGGCGCUUCUACCUGCAUCUAGGAGAGCAGCCGUGGCGGCCAAUGCGCUGUCUGACUUUCGAGCCGAACGCGACGCUGCACCGGAGCGGCCACAGCCCACUCUCGGUCCACCUGACACUGCCUGUGCCCGCCCUCUUCACCGGCAAUCGCGGCAAGGUGGCCUACCGUCUGUACGUGCACGGGCCGGAGGAGCCGAGCACCUGA